GCAUGCGCAGUCCGAUCCCCACUGGCUCGGUGCUGAAGUUGGGCGGAUGGCAGAAAAAAACAGGGUGAGCUCUGAUGGAGAUAAAACGCCAGGGCGUGCGUUCGCCGCGUGACACCGCGAAUAUUGGUCAAAAACAGCUGUAAAGUCAACUCGUUCAGAAGAGUAACGCCGGGAAAACGAGACGAUGUUUUAUCCUGGUGUACCUUGCCCUUGAUUGAAGAAAAGGAUUUGCCUGUGAAUACCAGGUGUAGCAAACCUACCUCUACCUACCACACCUUCUCUUCAAGCAUCCUCAACCAGUGAUGGUAAGAGAAGAAACAAGAGGCCACCAGUGCGUUUAUAUCCCGGCACCGUUCCCAACGCGACGUUCCACUGUAUCGCCAUGAGGUUUCUGCCUGAUGUGUGGAUUAAGAGCUGCUAAUUUGCAUGCCGCAGAACGUGAGCGGAGUUGAGAUGAGGAAACAGCAGCAGGCCCACAUUGAAGGACCCCCUCAGGCCCCCGGGCACCCGAGACCGAACACCUGCUGUCUGUGCUGGUGCGGCUGCUGCAAAUGCCUCUGGAAUGAAGAGAAUAUGGAACAUCCCGAGCGGCAAACCUGUACAAAAAUGGACAGCAUAGAAGCGACAGAAGAACAGCAUCCCACACUGGAUGAAGUUGUAGCCUGGGCACGAAGCUUCGAGCUCAUGAUGCGCUCCUCAGAGGGCAGAGACAUUUUUAGGCAGUUCCUCAGGUCGGAAUACAGUGAGGAGAACCUGAUGUUCUGGAUAGCCUGUGAGGAAUUAAAGAAGGAAGCCAACCCAACAGCUAUCGAUGAGAAAGCAAGGAUCAUUUAUGAAGAUUACGUAUCUAUCCUGUCACCAAAAGAGGUCAGUUUGGAUUCCCGGGUGAGGGAGGGCAUCAACCAGAGCCUGGCAGAGCCCAGCAGCCUGAUGUAUGAGGAGGCACAGCUCCAGAUCUACACGCUCAUGCACAGAGACUCAUUCCCACGUUUCCUCAACUCAUCUGUUUACAGGGACCUCCUGGAACGAAAGAGAGCCUGCUUAGACACCUAAGGUUCCAGUCAAAAACUCGAGACAAAAAAAACAUCCUAAGGUGCCACUACGGAAAAGUGUGAGGUUUCCUAUACAUAGAGCGAGUAGUUAAGCAAUUCUUACCGUCCAGUAGUGAGCCCAAAGUUCACUUCCUGUUUAAGUGCCAAUAUGAGCUGCUCAGCCAACUGUGACAAAAAGAAUUGUGUAAGGAAAACCAUCCGAGCCCUACUUCCUGUUCUUUACCCAUCUCUCUCUCUCUCUCUCUCUCUCUCUCUCUCUCUCUCUCUCUCUCUCUCUCUCUCCCCUUUCACUUGCCUCGUGUUUGAGGACAGCUGAAUAAUGAUCAUUUAUAUGAUUGGAUAAGAGUUGUUACAACAGGUAACGCCUGACUUUGCAUGAUUCAAGAUUUUGGAAUUGGUUAUAGCUUUGACGUUUAACUCUUUGCAGGACUGCGGCGGUUUUCGAAUAAGAAAUGUACUUCUCAUGCUGUCAUGACGAGCGAGCCUUUAAAGCUCUGGUAAGCGAAGGGAAAAUGUAGUUUUUCUGUUGGAAGCAUUACCACUGUCAUCCGUCUGCCCGAUUUCUCGUCCGUCUUAACAACAUUUUCACUGGGAUAUGUAAGGGCUAGUGUUGUGGUUGGGCAGCUAAACAAACCAUGAACAUGACUUUCCUCUGCAAAAAAACACAAUGUCUCUAUAUCGAUUAAGGGCACAGAAGCUGCUGAUGCUGACCAACAACCACAGUUAAUUGUGCACGUCCUCCCAGGCCCUCCCAGUCCACCCGUCCCUGAGAGAAGCACAGGUACUGUAUGCCACUCGUUGUAAGCAUUGCUGGAUUAAGAGUUUCGCUUGAAAAUAAAUCAGCAACAUCUCAGAGGUACGUGAGAGAAUUAGAAUUGUCAUUUACAUUGAAAUGCCUUUUUUUGUUGUUUUUUUUUAAACCAAGUCUUAAGGUUUUGAACACUGCCUUGUUUUUAAAGGCUUCACUGUAUUUGAAAUAAUGACUUAUGUCUUUGUUCAGGCACUGCACAAUGACACAUUUUCUCAGAGGUGAUGUUAAGUAACAUGCUUCUGGAUUUAAUAUAAAAGGUUUUUUUGUGGACUGAUGUGUAUUGAUGGUUAGAUGAUUAUAUAUGUAGGCUUCAUGGACUUGUCUGUAUGACGCUCAAGGAGCAUUUUGACUGUGGGGCCGCUUUGUGGUAAUAGUGUUUUAAAGAGGCCACCAGGAGCAGUGCACAUCCUGUUAGCAUGCAUUUAUGUGUUUGUGCACUGAACGUGUCAGAAUACACAAUCCGAAUAACCACUACGGAUGAAAUUGCGCUAAGCGUUCUUGAAAGCGUUUCUAUAUGGUUCGAAUUUUAUGUCCCUGAAAAUGACAGUAUUUCAGCUCAGUUUUCUUCGAUUCAGACUUGAAUCUUGCGCUAUCAACUCGAUGCCAAUUUAUUUCCGGUUGCAGCAGCCAGUGCAUGACAAAACAGUAUGUAAAUGCCUGCUUGGUAUCACCACGUUCUCGUCUCUUAGCUUUUAACGAGAGUAAAAUAUAUCCUUGUUCAAAACUCUUUGAGUUUGAAGAUGGCACUUUGAUGAAAAGGUUUGCUAAUGAGUGAGGCUGUUUUUGUUUUGAAUUUUCUUUCUUACUUUUUUUGGUGCUUGGAAAAGCGCUUAAAGUGCCAAUCUCUAGCUGUACAAUAAUUCACUGAAGACCUUUGUCACUCAGCCAGCAUUGCACUGAUGCCAUUUUUAAAAUCACUGUUAAAGCAUUAGUGGGUUCACACAUCAGCAUCAGCCAAUGCGAAAAGAGAACUAGGUCAGCCAGCAAGCCUUUACACGUCUUACUUAAAAAAUAAUAAUAAUUUAAAAAAAAACCUUGCAUGCGUUUCAAUGAUUUGGACUUGAAUUAAAUUGGAGUGCGUUUGUUUGUCACUCAUCAUUCAAAAUGUGAACUUGCUGACUCAAAAGAAAAUAAGGGAAAUUUACUCAAUAUAACUUGUGCGUUAAUAUAUAGCUAGUAUUGGAGGGGCUGAGAGAUAUGUAGUGGGAAUCCGCGACAGUGUUGAGUCAUCUUAGGAUAGUAGAAAUGCUUUGGACUUUUAGAUAUCAGUGAAAGUCUGUGGUGAGUAUUUUAAUAAAAGCAGUACAAGCCCACAAUCAUCGUGCCAUUAUAAACCCUUCUCUUCAGUCAAAACGACGUGUGCCAUCGUUGGCAUACAUCAUAUAUUACCAGUUUAUAACGCAUGCAGCCUCUUUUAAUGGUUAUUUUACAUUUAAUACACACCUAUUUCUAUUCAAUUUUUGUAUUAAUGCUGAAGCAUUGGGAAGUCAUGGACUUGAACUGCGUUUACAUUUAAACAGUGUGCCAUGCAGUUUGUGAACGACGAGUCAGCAGGGCACAGAGUUGGCUGGAUGUUUUUUUGUUUGUUUUUUUUUGUUUUUUUGGAUAUGUCACAUAAAAACUAUUUAAAAGCUGAAAGCAGUGUGCUGAAGAUGUUUAUUUUUUGGUGUUCAAGCCAAAAGAAAAAAAGAAAAGUUGAUCAAUUAAUCCAUGACGGUUUUUUUUUUAAGAUUCACUGGAAUAAUGAAUUUGUAUGGUUAUGCCGUAAAACAUAGUAGACGAAAACAAUCAGUCAUGUAAAUGUUUCAUUUUACUUCAUUUAAAAAAUUAAGGAUUCAUUCUUAUGUAAUAGCAUCUCAGAUAUUGAGUAAUAUUGGAUAUACUAAAAUGUUUCAGCUAGUGUUCACAUCUGAGGAAUUGAUGUGUGAUGUCAUGGAUUAAUUAGCACAUAAAAUUUUUAUGCUUUGGCUUGAUUUUAUCCUGCCAUAAGAGACAGAGUUUUUGCUUGAAGGCUGUCUCAGGGAGCAGCCAGCUAUUGACUGAUGGUCGCAAAACACGGCAUUGUUUGAAGCUCUCUUUCUGCAUUUUUUGCUGAAAGGCUCCUUCUUUUUCUUCUUCUUCUUUUUUUUUUUUUUUUUUUUUAAAAAACAAACAAA
This is a messenger RNA of Ictalurus punctatus (channel catfish), 4019 nucleotides long. It is a transcript of the gene rgs17, whose product is annotated as regulator of G protein signaling 17. The record is from RefSeq and is a predicted model, not a curated record. Bases 427 to 1053 code for a protein of 208 amino acids. Lineage: Eukaryota; Metazoa; Chordata; Actinopteri; Siluriformes; Ictaluridae. The transcript has 6 exons.